Molecule: messenger RNA, 1464 nt
Organism: Aspergillus japonicus CBS 114.51
Lineage: Eukaryota; Fungi; Ascomycota; Eurotiomycetes; Eurotiales; Aspergillaceae
Product: Zn(II)2Cys6 transcription factor rglT
Exons: 2
Coding region: 118-1341 (407 amino acids)
Biological process (GO): positive regulation of transcription by RNA polymerase II
Cellular component (GO): nucleus
Molecular function (GO): DNA-binding transcription factor activity, RNA polymerase II-specific; sequence-specific DNA binding; zinc ion binding
Source: RefSeq, a predicted model, not a curated record
CCCCGGUGGAUCAUCACGGACAGUCUUGGAUGGUCGCCCACCGUGCAGCCUCUUUUGCGCUUGCUUGUUUGCUUGCUGUCCAGCGCUAUAGUCUUUGGAUCACGUUAAUAAUUCAGCAUGACGCAGUUUGAGCCUCAGCCCGAGUGGUUUCAGACCCCACUCGCCUUGUCGGACAGCACUUUCAAUGAUACUGUGGCGCGGCCGGUGAAAAGACAUGCUGCGUGUGAUGAGUGCAGGAAGCGCAAGCUGAAAUGCUCCGGCGAACAAACUGGAUGCACACGAUGUCUGAAACAGGAUCUACUCUGCCACUAUUCGGAACAGAAGCAGAUGGGACGACCGCCGAAGAAGCGCUUACGGGAGGAAGAAGAUCCUUCGUCGCUUGGUCUAGAGAACGGGCUAUGGAACACAGGUGCAGAUCUCAGUCAGAUUCUGUCAACUGAUACUGUGGGAAUGGGGAUCCCACCGAGGGACACUUUUCAGUCGGGGAUCGCAGCCUAUACACCACAGACGACCCCUCCUGAUCCCUUGGCGGACGACACCCAAAGCCCACCGAGUCGCAUGGAUCUUGCAACGCCUUUGAACUGUGUACCGACGACCACCACGCCUUGGCCGGACUUCUCCAGUGUCUCUGCGGCGACAGCUAGUCUGACACCGCUGCCGCCGGACGUGUCAUAUCCAUCCCCCGACCCCACCGAUUCGCCCGACCAGCAAUGUUCAUGUCUAUCACGUCUCUACCUAUGCCUCAGCCACCUAUCCUCCCUCGCUCCUUUCCCGAUCUCGCAACAUACCUUCUGCUCAUUAUACAUCGCCGCGAGAACAGCCAGGGAGGUCAUCCGCUGUCGAAUAUGCCCCCUGCGCUUCAGCACGGGGAUGCAGAAUGUCAUGUGUACCGGGACUCUGCUUGCGGUCAUUGCCGAUUCAUGGCUCCGCGUGUACAAGGCCAACCCCGUGGAUCUGGGCAAGCAGACGACGUCUCCCGCAUACGCCGCGACGAUCGAACAGUCGAUUAAUCCGGCAGCAGGCUGGAAAGACUGGCUCCGUCAGACUGUACGAGGAGGGGUCGUCGGCGGGCCCUACGACCCCGCUGGCUCCCCCCAAGUCACGGAGACACCCAGUCUCCUUGCCCUGGUUGAGGAGAUGGAAGCACGCCAGCGAUCAUGGCACCAGUCGCAUCCAUUACCUGCGGAGGAGCGCCUUCUGCCCGUCCAAAACUGUAGUACAGGGGAGAGCGAACUGCUAUGCCUCCGCGUCAUCAAGAGCGCGAGGGAGGUCAUCGCCAAAUUCGGAUUCGAGCCCUCCGAUUAUCCGCAGGGAACGACGCCUGUGACCAGCGGGAUGUAGCUUGUGGUCAUCCGCGACUACCAUGUGUGCAUGAUAUUGAAGCGUAAAUCUGUUCUUUCGAUACCAUUGUGUUAUUUAUGCAGACAAUAAGAUAUAUGAAUAUACAAAACCGCCUUAUCUGCC